Molecule: messenger RNA, 3492 nt
Organism: Pogona vitticeps (central bearded dragon)
Lineage: Eukaryota; Metazoa; Chordata; Lepidosauria; Squamata; Agamidae
Gene: PPEF1
Product: protein phosphatase with EF-hand domain 1
Biological process (GO): detection of stimulus involved in sensory perception
Molecular function (GO): manganese ion binding; iron ion binding; phosphoprotein phosphatase activity
Source: RefSeq, a predicted model, not a curated record
UGGGUGUUGUUGAGGAAAAGAGACCCCACAGCUCUCUCUGAUACAAGGCAGAUAGGUUCAGUUACAGAUCCGGAGAGUGCGGUAAACAACAAAGAUCCAAUACAUCAUUCUGCCUGUCUGCCUACCCUGCUGUUGUAUCUGUAAUACAGAGCUCUUAUUUCAGGUUGGAUGAAGGAAAGGAGCUGUUUGCAAUCCACUGUUGCUGAAAAAGGAUGUAUAGGGAAUGUUUUGCCUACAUAAAAGUAAGGCAGGCACAAAAGUGACCGCUCUGGAGACAGCUGGAGUGUCUAUUGCUUUCGUGUUGUGUUCUGUCCACUCUGCUGAAGAAGAAAGCAUGUUUACAACACUUGCAACAAACCUCUUUGCUGAUACAGUGGAAGAAAGCAGCACUGCAUCCACCUUUAAAAUCCAGAAGAGUUAAAAUGGGCUGCUACAAAUCAGCACUCAUAGCCCAUGCCAUACUGAGACAGCCUCCUCCCCUUUUUGCCCUACCUCCAUUGGGCACAUUCACACCAGUGUAGGGCUAAUGGGAGGAGUGGUCCUUCGUGGAAUUGUGGUAUAUUGAGAUGAAUAUAAAGAGAAUAUGGUUUCAGUAAUACCACUGGUUGAAAGAAACCUGUAAAGACAAUUUGAGUCAGGUGUCCAGUCUCUACGGAAGUCAUGGGAUGUGGCACAUCUAUUACGAAGAACCAAAUGAACAAAUCAGAAAAAGCUAUUAAAGCAGCUAUCCUCAUUCAAAGGUGGUAUCGGUCUUACAUGGCCCGGAUGGAGAUGAGGCGGCGAUAUGCUCUAAGUAUAUUUCAGUCAAUUGAAUAUGCAGAGGAACAGUCACAGCUUCAGUUAUCCAACUUCUUCACUUUCAUGCUGGACCAUUUUACUCAAUCCGAUGGAACUGAUGCAGAUGUUGGCUCUCACAUUUUCUCCAGUUCUGAUGUUUGCAGCUCAGAUCUUGCAAUGAGAGAGUAUGAAAGGACAAUAGAAGUGCCUGCCUCCUACCAUGGCCCUCAUCUUUGUUUUCCCCUCACUGUUGCUGACACAGAUGUGCUUCUUGAGGCUUUCAAGCAUCAACAGAAGCUUCAUGCUCGCUAUGUGCUUCAACUGUUGCAUGAGACCAGAAAGGUCCUUCAGCAGAUGCCAAACAUCACUUAUCUGUCAACCUCUUAUGCCAAAGAAAUAACUAUCUGCGGAGAUUUGCAUGGAAAGUUGGAUGAUCUUUUGCUGAUUUUUUAUAAAAAUGGCCUUCCUUCAGAUGAAAAUCCUUAUGUUUUUAAUGGUGAUUUUGUUGACAGAGGAAAAAAUUCCAUUGAAAUACUUAUUAUCCUGUUUGCAUUUCUUCUUGUGUACCCCAACCAUUUGCACUUGAAUAGAGGCAAUCAUGAGGACUACAUCAUAAAUCUUAGAUAUGGUUUCACAAAAGAGGUUAUGAGAAAGUACCGGUGCCAUGGCCAAACAAUUUUACAUCUUCUUCAAGAUGUCUACAGCUGGCUUCCACUUGCAACUGUAAUUGACAGCAAAGUUCUUAUUGUACACGGUGGGAUUUCAAACACAACUGAUCUCCAUUUUCUGAAUUUAUUUCAGCGAAGCAAGCUGAAGUCUGUGCUGAGACCUCCAAAGUCAAAUACAGGAGUAAUCUCUGAGUUGGAGGAAGCUCAUCUUGAACAGGCUGAUAAUCAGCUACAGAAAUCUGAGAAGUGCCAUUUUGGGCAGGCUGCUUCCAAUAAAGAAGCCACGAGGUCCACAUCAGUUUCUGGUGGGAGAAGAGAAUACAGUAGCAGGGAGCAGCCUGAUGUCCUCUGUGACAGAUAUAUUUCCCAUCCCCAUCUGGAGGUGCAACAUUUAAAGCCUUGUAGUGUUACUACACCACACCCAUCUCCAGAAUUAACAAAAAUGGAGUGGAAGCAGGUGGUGGAUAUUCUCUGGAGUGAUCCUAAACAUCAAAAUGGCUGUACACCAAACAAACAUCGAGGGGGAGGUUGCUACUUUGGACCAGACAUUACUGCCACAUUGCUGAAACGUUAUAAUUUAAAAAUGCUCAUCCGAUCUCAUGAAUGCAAACAGGAAGGCUAUGAGAUUAGCCAUAAUGGAAAGGUUAUCACAAUUUUUUCCGCCUCAAACUACUAUGAAGAGGGAAGUAAUCGUGGGGCUUACAUCAAACUAAACCCAGAUCUGAUCCCUCGUUUUGUUCAGUAUCAAGUCAGCAAAUCUACACGUAAGCAGACACUUCAUCAGAGAGUGACUACAAUUGAGUUGUCUGCUUUAAAAUGUUUGCGAGAAAAACUUUAUGCACAUAAAUCAGAGCUGAUUGCAGCCUUUAGGCUCUAUGAUCCAAAUGAUACAGGGAAAAUUUCUCCCACUGAGUGGGCUUCUGCAAUGGAAUCUGUCCUGCAUCUUGACCUUCCCUGGAGAACUCUGCGUUCUAGGCUGGUUUAUGUAGCUCGGGAUGGAAACAUUGAAUACUUUUCAUCUUUUGAUGAUUUAGAAAUCAAACUACCUAUUAAAGAGGUUCAGCCAUCUUUGGUGGAAACCCUGUGUAGAUACAAAGCUGAUCUGGAGAUAAUCUUUAAUAUUAUUGACAGAGAUCAUUCAGGUCUUAUCUCUAUUGAUGAGUUCCGCCACACAUGGAAGCUCAUCAGCCUGCACCUGAAAAUCAGUAUAGAUAAUGAAUCCAUUGACAACUUAGCCCGUAGCAUGGAUUUUAACAAAGAUGGUAGUAUUGACUUCAAUGAAUUUUUAGAGGCUUUUCACGUGGUCCACAAAUUUGAGAACAGGUACAGUUCCUAAGGGAGCUGGAUUCUUCAUAAUGAUUUUUCCUAUCAUGUUUUUGCUCUGUAAUUUCCUAAUUAUAUGUUUGAUGCCUUGAUGUUGAUAAGUCAGAGUGAACAGUACUCCAGGAAAAUAGGCUUUACAGAGGUGGCACUAUCUGAUUAUGUACAUUUGAUAUGAAGUGAAAUCCACAGUGUCACUUCACAACUUUUGGGCUGAGACCAAUUACUGGUACAUGGGAAGAAGUGAAAGCUGGCAGAUUGCUCUAAUGAGAGCCAGAAAUGUACAGACGGAUGGGAAGUUACUGUUAAAAACCUUCCUAGAAAUUGUGUUGUCAGCAGUGACUGCAGCAGUGCCAUAUUGAGAAGUUCAGGGUUUAUUAUGAUCUUUAUUGAUUCAGAAGGCUACUUCAGAACAAGGUCUGGGUAUCUGUUCAAUCACAUUAUAUACCACUUACCAUUUCUAAAACAACUGUGUUGGAGUGGCGCAGUGCUUUACCAAUGGCAUCAGAGAAACGACAAAAGCAACCAGGUGCACUGCCAAGUAGGAAGAACAGUGCAUAUCUUGUCGAUGUGGCUUUCAAUGGCAAAAUAGACAGCUCCACCAUCUUAUAUAGCUUAUUUCCUGCACCAGUAUAUAGUAUCUAUCCCAGAAGGGCAGCCAGCUCUACUUUUUUUUCCUCUCAGGAAUUGCUGACAGCAAACAGGCUUUAUUAUAUGUUAUACAAAG